Molecule: messenger RNA, 5697 nt
Organism: Lynx canadensis (Canada lynx)
Lineage: Eukaryota; Metazoa; Chordata; Mammalia; Carnivora; Felidae
Gene: PDCD1LG2
Product: programmed cell death 1 ligand 2
Exons: 7
Coding region: 456-1310 (284 amino acids)
Biological process (GO): T cell costimulation; cellular response to lipopolysaccharide; immune response
Cellular component (GO): external side of plasma membrane
Source: RefSeq, a predicted model, not a curated record
GCAGAGGAGCAGUGCUUAAAAGCAAAACCAAAACUUCUCAGUAGGCUGGGUUUCAGCCAGUUCCUCAGACUUAGUGUUGGUUUGAAUUACCCUCGUGUUACAAGGAAGCCUGAGCUAGAUGGAGAUGAUGUCUUUUCUUCUCUUCCCUAACGUACCUUCCGUGACAGCUUUUUGUGGCCUGUCCUCAUAUGUCCCUCUGCCAGCUGGGAAGAAUCCUGGCUGGGAGCUGAGGCUUGUUGCAGUGGUUUAGGGAGCAACCUACAUUUUUUUUUUUUUUUUUGGUUUGGUUUGGUUUCGGCUGUUUGUUCAGUUGACUCCUAUGACAGAGUCUGACGCAGGAGCUACUGUUUGUUGUUUCUUUUCUUUAACGUCUUUGCCUGUGGAGUGGGGCCAAGUUCUGAUGUGAGUAUCCAGUAGGUUGAGAUUUCCUCCUCACUGAACUGGUGUUGCAGACGAUGAUGAGGCUGCCACGGUCAGAUCGGGUACAGAGCAUGUUCCUCCUGCUGAUGUUGAGCUUGGGAAAGCAGCUUCAUCAGACAGCAGCUUUAUUCACAGUGAUGGUCUCCCAGGAACUAUACACAGUAGACUACGGCAGCAAUGUCACCCUGGAGUGUAAUUUUGACACUGAAGGUCAUGUGGAACUCAAGGACUUAAGGGCCAGUCUGCAGAAGGUGGAAAACAAUACAUCUUUGCACAGUGAAAGAGCCACUUUGCUGGAGGAGCAUCUGUCUCUGGGGAAGGCCUUAUUCCACAUCCCUCGGGUGCAAGUGAGUGAUGCAGGACAGUAUCGCUGCCUGAUCAUCUAUAGGGUCGCCGGGGACUACAAGUACCUGACUCUGAAAGUCAAAGCUUCCUACAAGAAAAUAAACACUCAUAUCCUUAAGAUCCCAGGGGUAGACGAGGUACAGCUCACCUGCCAGGCUGAAGGUUAUCCCCUGGCAGAAGUGUCCUGGCCAAACGUCAGCGUCCCUGCCAACACCAGCCACACCAAGACCUCUGAAGGCCUCUACCGGGUCACCAGUGUUCUGCGACUAAAGCCACACCCCGGCAGAAAUGUGAGCUGUGUGUUCUGGAAUGCUAACGUGAAAGAACUUACUUCAGCCAUCAUAGACCCUCAUGGUGACCUAGAACCCAAGAUCCCUUCAAAUUGGCUGCUUCCUGUUUUCAUCCCUUCCUUCCUCAUUGCUUUGAUUUUCAUAGCUACGAUGACAGCCCUAAGGAAACAGCUCUUCCAAAAGCUUUAUUUUAGAAAGGACACAACCAAAAGAUCGGUCACCACAGUAAGGAGGGAAGUGAACAGAGCUAUUUGAACCUGUGUUUUCAGGAGCUGGGGUGACCGGAUGGGACGUCCUUGAGAAUGUUCUGGACUCUGAACAAGAAUCCUCUGGCCUGCAGAGCUCGUUGUUUGCACUUGUCCAAUGCCUUUGUAGCUCCAGCACUGAAGAGGAGACCGCCAAGAGAGCGGGCAGCGCCUGGCCAUGGUGUGCUCAGAGCACGUCAGGCAGUCCGCCCUCCCCACAUCCAGGCACUCACCCCUGCAUCCUGUGUCCCUAAGCAAGCACUACCGCACUUUAGAAAAUGACUGCCCCGGACCCGAGACCCCAGUGAGUGCUUUGCAGCUCGUUCUUGCUGCCAGACUCAACACAAAGGGAGUUUCCCCCCUAAGUUUCCAAAGUGAUUUCCAGAAGCGGAGAUGAAUGGAAAUUUUCAGUUAUAGGAAAGGACGAAUUGCCAAUAGAGUUAUUUUCUCCACUGUUUCCUCUGGGUAUACUGGAAAAGCCUUUUGAGACCAUUAGAGUUUACACACAGUCAAGCCAUAAUUGACAAGUUAUGUGGCUUACUGGAAUCUUGACAUCUGAGUUGUUUAAUUAACAGAAAGCAUUUAAGUACACAGUGGGCGGCUACAAAUCGUGGAGAAAAGCCGUUGAGUAUUUUGUGAGGUCUGAAUCACAAAGCAUUUGUUUUAACCUGCAAUGGCACCAUGUUGGAUGAUUUUGUUUUAAACUACAUCUUUAAAAAUUCUGUUUUCUUAACCUCAGAAACCAAUGGCAUACAUUAGAAAAAUUUAGCACGCUAGUAUGCUGUACCUGCAAAGAUUUCAGAUGGGUAUCCAUAAUGGUCAAAGUCCCAAACUAGGGCUCCUUUCCCGGCCCUCUCUGUGACUUUAAACUUAACCUUUCAGUGACUCGGUUCCAUGUCUGUGACACAGUGACACUCACUAGUCAAGGCCUUUGAUGGUUGGCACUUUAGAAACGCCGUGGAACCCCUUCCAUGCGUGUCCAGGGUAACUGCACGCAGCAACAGCAGGUUAACCAUGUGAAAUUUGGUCUGUGUACUGGGGCCAUGGAGUUCAGGGCACCUGCUGAUCUAUGAACUAUCCAAAUGUGUACAUUAUCUAGAGCCGAGUCUUAGGUUAGCAUCUUAUCUUUCUCAGUUUUGAAUCAUGAGGAUUUGAGCACAUGUUACAUCUUCUCCUUAGACUCUAAGCUCCUGGAGGCCAAGGAGGGAGGAGGGGUUUGUCAGUCCUGCAGUCUGUUGCUUGGAAUAGAUGCCUCGUGCAUGAUUGGCUCUGAGACUCAUCGUAAUAUUGAAGAAAAUGGCGACUCGUGACAUCCUUACUUUUUAUGACAUUAAUAGGAUUGGCUAAAAGUAUGUAAAGGCAAUCCUUGAAACAAAAGAGCCGAAUGAACACUAAGUCUUUAAAAAAAAAAAAAGUACCUUUUACAAAGGGAACAAAAAUAGUAUUCGGGAGAGUUUGAGGAACUGAGAAAUGCCAAACAAGCAAAAACCACCUAUGAUCUCAUCAUCUCAGCACAAGUAUUUUCAUUUUUGCUGUUUGUAUUUGGUCCUUGUCCAGACAUGUAUGCGAUCUCAGCUAGAGUUGUAAUUUUCCAUCCUUUUUUCAAAUUUGUCAUUGUACCACAAGCUUACACCUAUAUUGUUGAUUAGUCCUCCUAAUGAUCACUUUUAAUGGGUGCUUGAGUCACAGAUCACAAUGAGAUGUGUUUAGGCACAAACUCUGUUCAUCACCUGACCACUAUAAGCCUCUCCUUUGACUAGUGGACCACAGGUGACAUUUGGGGUUCCUAAGGAUUGGUGUCAUUUCAGAGCAGCGUUCAGGAAUCCCUGAAAAGCCUGGGUAUUUCCAUUUCCCCCAGUGCACAGACACCUUCAGGAAUGACUUCAAGUCCCCUUGGGGAUAGCUUGGAAGAAGAUCUACAGUACCCAUGGCAUUGUUGCGGGGUCCUUUCUAAGAAUUUGGGGAAGAAGCUGUGAUUCUCAGUUGUGAAAACACAAGCCAGAUUUCUAUUCUAUAGAUCAAGCCAUGCUUUGGUAGGCCGGACAACUACUUAAUUCUUAGGGCCGGCCACUACUAAAGAUUUCCUGUAAGUAAAAAAAUCCGAUUGCUCUUCUGGGAUCUUAUCAUCUCAUUGAAGUCAGGAAGCCCAUAUCCGUGGUAGCAUUUCCUAUCAUCAUCUUUGUCCUACAGAAAACAGCCAUCUGGUGGCACCCAAGGUUGUGGGGCUCCCUCGCUAAUGCAUUUCUCAAUGCUUGAGUGAAGGGAAUAUCCCUUGGGCCCUUUCAAGGGGAGGAAAGAUGCACAGGUUACACAUGACAAAUUGCCCCAUUAUUCCUACCUCCUUAAGCCUUUGGGAUCGUUUCUGCCCAUUAUUCCAUAGAAAUUCUAUCAACUUGCAUCAUUGUUGUCCACAGGGGUCAGCCAACCAACUUAGUAAACAGACCACUUCCAGCCACUCAAACUAAUACAUUUGUCUCUGCUUGCUUUUGCUGUGUAACAAAACUUAGGGCUUAUGUUUAUCAUUUAUGUAUUUAUGAUUCUGUAGAUUAGCAACUUAGGCUGGGCUCGGCUGGGGCAACUCAUUUCUGCUUUCCAUGGCAUCAGCUGGGCUCCCUUGUGCAUUUGUGGUCAGUUGACAGAUUAUUUGGAGGAUGCUGGUCUUAGGUGACCUCGUUCACAUGACUUGGAGUUGGUGCGGGCUGUCAGUUGGGCCGUGUGUCUUCAGCAGAUUUGUCUGUGCUCUUUCAACAUGGAAGUGAGUCCAAAAGGAGCAAAGAGAGGGCAGACCCCAAUGUGCAAGUGCUUUUUAGGUUUCCGUCUGUAUCACACUUACUAACGUCUCAUUGGCCAAAAGCAAGUGAAAUAGCUAAGCCAAAAUCAAUGUGGAAGGAAUUACACGAGGGCCUGAUACACAAAAUGGCAUGAUUCCCUGGGGCUACUGCUGAAACAGUCUACGGUAGCAUUAAGUCCAAAAACCUAUGGAAAGUGUAUUAUAUCAGGGCUACCUCAGUUUGGCCCCAACCCAAUGUUGUAUUGUGUUCUCCUUGAUCUGAUACCCUUAGAAUCCAUCUCUACCUAUAUUGGGUUUCUUCUAGCAUGAAUUUAACAAAACCUUGUGAUUCUUUUGGAGUAAAGCCUUUUCCUCCAGAGCCAGACUCUGCCCUUCUCUCCCUGAAUAUGCUGGGAUCUGACUCUAGAUAAAAGCCUGAAGGCCAUGGGCAUUGGGAGCAUUUAAAAGAUUAGGGAUCCCCAUGCAAAGGCAGCUGCCUCAGAAGUGCUUACUACAGGUUUUCAAGCAAAGGAAGGCUGCUAUUAUCAAAUAGGAAAUGAGAGGCUUCGUCCACUAUCAAGGGAAGCUCAGUGACACUUGGGGGGAGGGGGAGGUCCAGAUUUUCAGCUUCAUCCAAGCCCACCCAAAGGUUCCUGUUCCUCGUGUCAGAGUCGAUUCCUCCUAAAUGACCACCUCCACUCUCGCAUAUGAGACGUGGCCCAUCUGUGAAUGUUUCGUUUGGGUCUGAUUUUCUAAACAUGUCUGUCCUAUAACUAUAAGGAAUAAGAGAUAUUUUUAGGGCAGUCUUAGAAGCCCUCUGAUUCCUUAGAGAUGAUUUGAGCUGAAAGCUUGUUGUUUAUUUCCAUCCUGCAAGCACCAUAGUGCGUCGGAAGCAGCCGGCUCACCUUGCAUUCCUCGGAAUCAUCUUUACCAGCGUUAGGUGGCAGUUAAUGUGUCUCCAAAACCCUGCCUCCUGCUGGCACUCCAACCCAGCGAGAAUAGAGGAUAAUUUAAUGAAUCAUAACGCCAUCGCAUGCCAUAGAUUACCCGCUCCCACUUUCCAUUGGCAAAGAGUUCAGCUCUGAGUUCAAAGCAAAUAAAUUUCAGAAUCUUGUUUUUGAGAGCCUGUUCCCUAAGGUGAUUCCCAGUAUCAGGUCCUCUAUCAGCCAGGGUCCAGGCAGGAAAGUGCAGUGGGUUUAAUAUUGGGAAUUGGUAAUAAAGAUAUAGGAAGACAGAAAGAGCACAGAGUAGGUACCAAAGAAACCCAAAUCUUGGAACUGCCAACAGCAGCUAACUUUCUGCUUUCCGCCACCACAGAAGUGAGAAAUGCAGGAACUGGAAACAGGAAGGAAUUCUUUGCCUCUGAUAUUCCGGUCCCCUGGGGUUUCCCGUUUCUUGGAACUUCACAGGAAGCCAGCUGGCAGGGGAAGCUGGUGACUGAGGUUUGCUGAAUCCCUGUCCCAACCUGGCAGAACAGAAUAGAAGAAGGUAGGCUUGGAACUGAGAACAGGAGGUAAACAACCAACCAGUUCCUGAAUCAAAACUUAUCUGGAUAAAUGGAGAUACAUUCCCUGAGAGAGGAAAACACAGAGACGAUGGAUUGUCUCCCUCUCUCUCUGACCCUCCC